AUGACUGAGGCAUUUCCAACUUUCAACCUUGAGGACAAGGUUGCUGCUAAAGGGGAAGGUAUUGUCACAAAUGCAAAUGAGCUAAGAGUAGAUAUGGGAAAUGACAAGAAUACUGAGGCUGGUGCAUCACCAAGUGGACAGGUGGCAGCGAAUUCGUUGGUUGCGGGAGUGCGAAAGAGUGAGAGGAUCAAAAUAACGAACUCACGUUGGAAGGACUAUGUGUGA
This is a messenger RNA of Sphenostylis stenocarpa, 225 nucleotides long. The record is from the annotation of a GenBank genome assembly. NCBI's taxonomy places the organism in Eukaryota, Viridiplantae, Streptophyta, Magnoliopsida, Fabales, Fabaceae.